UCGAAUUUUAUAUUUACUCUGAUGUAAGCUGGAAUACCGUUAGCCCCUAAACUCCAUAUUUUCUGUUAUUAACAACGCUAUUAAGUCGCGGGGCCUUGGUUAUAUAAUUGUUUAGAUAUUCUUUGUUUACUACCAAAUGGGACAGGAAAAGUGAACACAAUUUCCCAUCUUACCCCUGCUAUACAUUUUAAUACAUUAAACGGUAUAAUUUAAACCUGUUUCAUAUAUAUUUUUAUACUAGUUUUACUAAUAUAUAAUAAGUCAUGGCAACUGUACCAGUGGUUGUUCUAACUUCUCCAGUUGAGAGCAAACAAAUUAUUUCUCCAGAUGAGCUUCCAGGAAAUGAUGUAAAGUUCGCGGUUUGGCAUCAAAUUCCAAAGAAUAAAAUAACAGGAGAUGAUCUACAUUGUCCAAGGAUCAGAGUUGGACCUGUUAUAUCCAGUGAAAGCAGCAGCAGCAGUAGCAGUAGCAGCAGUAGUAGUGAUUCAGAUGCUGACACCCCACGUUUGCAUCUAAGGCAUAAUUAUAAAAGCAAAUAUGAAAACUGGAAAAAAGCAACUGUUGUAAAUUUUUCUUACCAAGACUUGGGUCAUGACUACCAAGUGAAAAACUUUGUGCGAGUUUUAAAAACUCUCGAGAAUUGUGUGCAGCUAAAUCUUGUUGAUAAUUCACUUGUUGAUUUGAAAGCAGUUCAACUACCAAAAUGUCAUUCUCUGAAUUUGAGGAAAAAUUAUUUCUGUUCUUUCAAUGAUCUUCCAGUUUCCAAAGAACUGUUGCAUCUCAAUCUUUGUGAGAACAACAUUUCGAAUCUGAAAGGCUCCGAAAAAUUUAAACAUCUGAAAACCCUUGACCUUUCUUUGAACCCCAUUCAUUUUGAGCCAAACUACAGAAAAAGAGUGAUUGCUAAAUUUCCAAAGCUAGAAUUCUUGGAUGGUGUUCUUGUUGAUGUAGAGGAAAGAGAUGGAACAUUUAAUGAAGAAAACACUUGUGUUCUUAUGUGAAUUUAGUAUUUGUAAUACAAAAUAGCAGUAGCUCCAUUCAUUUAGCAAUGAAAUCCACCAAUUUACUCAUAACAGUAUUAUUGGGUUUUACAGCCUUUUAACUGAUUUUUUCCAUACUUUUUAUUUUGUACUGACUGUCUGUUUGCUGUUGAUUUCUCUUUUUUCAUUGGUCUAAUGAUUUGAUCCUUACUAUCUUUUGAAAGAGAUAAAUAAAUUUUUUUUUAUAAAUUUAAUCAGUAAGGUUAUGCAUUCAUAAGGCUUGCUGUCGUACAUUUUCACAGACACUUUUACCAUUUUGACAUUUUUAAUGUAAUUAAUAUAAAUCAUGCUUGUACAAAGAACCUUUUACUGUGCUUAAAUAAUAUUCAUUUUCUUGCUAUCACUAUUUCUAACUAAAUACAUAUGAAGCCAUUUUUCAUUUUACUGUACAGAAAUUUCCCCACUUGUAAAUACACCUAGCUGUUUUAACUGUUCUUAGUGACUCUUUUGCAAUUCUAUUUUAAUCAUGAUUUUUAGUUUUACACCGUAUUAUAUUUGUAGCAUCUUACUUCAUUUGCACUUAACAAUUUAGCAGUACAUCGAUUUAUC
Ciona intestinalis (vase tunicate) is the source of this 1589-nucleotide messenger RNA. Its product is annotated as putative U2 small nuclear ribonucleoprotein A'. The record is from RefSeq and is a predicted model, not a curated record. Gene Ontology annotation, molecular function: protein binding. NCBI's taxonomy places the organism in Eukaryota, Metazoa, Chordata, Ascidiacea, Phlebobranchia, Cionidae.